Phasianus colchicus (ring-necked pheasant) is the source of this 2309-nucleotide messenger RNA. It is a transcript of the gene CCKBR, whose product is annotated as cholecystokinin B receptor. Lineage: Eukaryota; Metazoa; Chordata; Aves; Galliformes; Phasianidae. The record is from RefSeq and is a predicted model, not a curated record. Gene Ontology annotation, biological process: neuropeptide signaling pathway. Gene Ontology annotation, molecular function: neuropeptide receptor activity; gastrin receptor activity. Gene Ontology annotation, cellular component: plasma membrane.
GCGGAGCGGUCCCGGUGCUGCCGAGGAGGGCGCGAUGGGCACGGGGUGGCUCUGAGGGCUCCGCCAUGGACCCGAGGCGACUGAACGAUUCCCUGCAGGAGCUGCUCUGCCGCUCCGGGAACGGUACCGGCUCUGCCAACGGCACCGGGACCGGCCCCACCUGGAACGGCUCCGCCUGCGACCUCCUCCGCAGGGGCCUCCGGGGGCCGCCGGCGCCCAAAGAGCUGGACCUGACGGUGCGCGUCCUGCUGUACGCGCUGAUCUUCGUGCUGAGCGUCUGCGGGAACGCCCUUGUGGUGGCCGUGCUGCUCCUCAACCGCCGCCUGCGCACCGUCACCAACUCUUUCCUGCUGUCCCUGGCGCUCAGCGACCUGAUGCUGGCGCUCUGCUGCAUGCCCUUCACCCUCAUCCCCAACCUCAUGGGCACCUUCAUCUUCGGAGAGGCCGUCUGCAAGUUGAUGGCCUACCUGAUGGGCGUCUCCGUCUCGGUCUCCACCUUCAGCCUGGUGGCCAUCGCCAUCGAGCGGUACAGCGCCAUCUGCAACCCGCUGCAGUCCCGCGUGUGGCAGACACGUUCGCACGCCUGCCGGGUGAUCGCCAGCACCUGGCUCUUCUCAGCCCUGCUCAUGUUGCCCUACGCUGUGUACAGCACCACGCGGCUGCUGCCCGUGCCCGGCGCCCGCCCGCCCCUCAGCCAGUGCACUCACGCCUGGCCCAGCGAGCACGUGAGGCAGGCAUGGUAUGUCCUGCUGCUCCUCGUCCUCUUCUUCAUUCCGGGCGUGGUGAUGAUCGUGGCUUAUGGGCUCAUCUCCCGCGAGCUGUACCGAGGGAUCCGCUUUGAGCUGGACAUCAAGGGGGAAGCAGCAGCCCAGCGCAGCACAGACCCACUGCCCACUUGUGACGAGGGCGACGGGUGCUACCUGCAGCUCUCCCGGCCGGGCGCUGCGCUGGAGCUGCGGGCGCUGGGCACGGCAGGGGCACAGCAGGAGCGGGCGCGCAUCAACAGCUCAGAGGCAAAGCUGGUGGCCAAACGGCGCGUGAUCCGCAUGCUGGUGGUCAUCGUGGCCAUGUUCUUCCUCUGCUGGCUGCCCAUCUUUGCGGCCAACACUUGGCGUGCCUUCGCACCGCGGGCGGCCCAGCGCGCGCUCUCGGGGACGCCCAUCUCCUUCAUCCACCUGCUGUCCUACACCUCGGCCUGCGCCAACCCGCUCAUCUACUGCUUCAUGAACCGUCGCUUCCGCACUGCCUUCCUGGGCACCUGUGCCGGCUGCCGCCGUGCCUGCCCGCGCCGCGCGCCCGACGAGGACGUGGCCAACGCCAACGCAUCGCUCUCCAAGUUCAGCUACACCACCGUCAGCAGCCUCGGCCCCCCCUGAACCCGCCCGGCCCCGCGCCGCCCCCAACAACAGUUCCCUCGUGCCCCGGCGCAGCCCCGCAGUCAUCCCCCGGAUCCCUGCAUCCUCUGCGCCCCGGUGCCGCCCCGCACGCGGUGUUCGCGGGCUCCCUGUUGUGGUGCCCGCGCGUGGGGAGGCGAGGAGACGCGGGACGGGCACGGGAGGCGGGGACUGCGCCGGCGUGGCUUCGCACUGCCUUCACCCUUCCUGUGGGGGGCCGCGGGGCAGGGCCGGAGGUGGGGCGGCGAGGGGAAAAUGCCGCUCCCCGGUUUCACCGGUCCGGCCGCAAUAAAGCCUUGGUCUGGUGCCGCCUGCUGCGCUUCUUCUGCCCCGCACCGGCACCGAGUCCCGUACAGCAGGGACCGGACCGGACCGGACCGGCACGAAGAGGCGCGGCGCGGUUGGGUCAUUCCCGGAGCCACGAGUGGUGCUGCGGUCUCCCCCGGCGGGCACAAUCAGCUCCGCAGCACACAGCGCUGACCGCAGACACGCGCAGCUGUGCGGGUUCGCACGACCGUGCACGGCCGUCCCCGCUCGGUGCACACACAGCCGCGGCGCAGUGGCACAGCGCUGCAGACACACACACACAUCUGGGCAAACACAACCGCGCUCGGCACUCGUGCAGGUUCACAGCGCCCCGAUGGGAUCCGCAUCCCACACUGCCCCAGCAGAGCUCCAAAUCCGGCAUCACCCCGAUGGGAUCCGCGUCCCGCAGUGCCUUUUGCAGCCUUUCCCCCAACGAAGGGGCUGCAUCUCUCACAGUGCCCAGUAGGACUCGUCCCACACCAAGCCCUAUAGGAUUCCAUCUCUCACAAUUCUCCAUUAGGACUCCAUUGCCCACGGUGACUGGCAGAAGACCAUUUCCCAUAGUCAUAGAAUCACAGAAUGGGUUGGGUUGGAAGGGAACCUCAAGGA